UGCCCCCUCACCUGGGAUCAAGACCCUUCCCGGGGGCAAUCACUGACCACAGGCAGGAGUCCCAGUGUCACCAGCCGCAGGCUCGCAGGCCGGUGGCCCAGGACGCGCUCGGCACGCCGGCUGGGACCCGCUCCACGCCGCCAGCCAGGUCCCUCCCCCGCGCCGGCGGCCCCUCCUCCCGAGCCCUGGAGCCCGCCCCAGGAGCCCCAGGCCACUGCCCGGAGGUCCAGGGCUGCGAGCCCCGGAUCUCCGCGCCGGAGCAGCCGGCGGCGACCUCGCCCUCGUGGUCCUCGCGGUCGCAGACCUCGAGCCUGGGAACGAGCGGCACGUCGCCGCGCCCGACCGGGCGGGGCCCGAUGGCGGCCUCCGCGUGGAUGCAGGCCGGCCUGGCCCGGGUGCUCUUCUAUCCGACGCUGCUCUACACGGUGUUCCGCGGGAAGGUGCGGGGCCCGGCGCACCGCGAUUGGUACCACCGCAUCGACCACACGGUGCUGCUGGGCGCGCUGCCGCUGCGGGGCAUGACGCACAAGCUGAUACAGGACGAGAACGUGCGCGGGGUGAUCACCAUGAACGAGGAGUACGAGACGAGGUUCCUGUGCAACUCCUCAAAGGAGUGGAAGAGAGUAGGCGUGGAGCAGCUACGGCUCAGCACAGUCGACAUGACUGGGAUCCCCACCUUGGCCAACCUACACAGAGGAGUCCGGUUUGCACUCAAGUACCAGUCGUUGGGCCAUUGUGUCUAUGUACAUUGUAAAGCUGGACGCUCCAGAAGUGCCACUAUGGUCGCAGCAUAUCUAAUGCAGGUACACAACUGUAGCCCGGAGGAGGCUAUAAGAGCCAUUUCCAAGAUCCGGUCCCACAUCUACAUCAGACCUGGCCAGCUGGAAAUUCUCAAAGAGUUCCACAAGGAGAUUUCUACAGAGUCAGCAAGAUGACAUUUAUAUCACAUGAAAGACAUGAAAUAUGUGGAUUUGAAAGAACUAGACAGUGCUGCUUGAUACGAAAUAAAAGAAGUUUUACAGGACCAAAAGGGCUUCAGCCCAGACUUGACAUAACAGAAAUGUGCUAAGUAGUGGACAA
Molecule: messenger RNA, 1080 nt
Organism: Sciurus carolinensis (gray squirrel)
Lineage: Eukaryota; Metazoa; Chordata; Mammalia; Rodentia; Sciuridae
Gene: Ptpmt1
Product: protein tyrosine phosphatase mitochondrial 1
Exons: 4
Coding region: 357-935 (192 amino acids)
Biological process (GO): protein dephosphorylation
Molecular function (GO): protein tyrosine/serine/threonine phosphatase activity; phosphatidylinositol-4,5-bisphosphate 5-phosphatase activity; phosphatidylglycerophosphatase activity
Source: RefSeq, a predicted model, not a curated record